AUGAAAGAAUGUCGUUAUAGAAUUGGCUCGGAUAAACGCAAAGUGUCUCUCCGAUUUGUGGUCGACCUGCUUGUCAAUCGACUCAAUGAAGUAGUCCAAUACAUUACUGACAGCGGAUUAUCGCCCCCACCUAUGCUUGACGAGAAUGAAGUAGCCUUGAAAAGCGCACUCGACACCCUUGGGCUUGGUCAUAUUACAAAGGCACUAGAAUGCAUCGGGACAAAGGAUCGGCCACUUCCAGAUACCGGUGUCCCAGGCGACCCACUUUCCUUGCUCAAUCGCGCGGACACAACUGCGACUAAGAUCGAUCUGACGGAGCUUGACGCAAACAUGGGGCUAUUGGUAGAACCUUCGAUAUUUGAUGACAGUGCUCAACUCCUUCAUAGCGAUAUAAUUCAAGAUCUGGACCUUGAAGCGUCGGUUGACAUCUCUUCACAGCCACUCCAUGAAGAUGAGAUUCUCGAUGUUGGCGACCGACCAGAAAGUGUUCACGGCAUACCACUUGAUACAGGCCUGAAUGAUAGUUUCACAGAAUCUCGUCACCAACAGCAGAAUAACCAUUUCUCACAAAAACUCGCCCCCAGACAAGAAUACAAACAUGAUCAUGACAAUCAAGUCAUUGUUCAUGAUUCGCAGGAGAGUCUGAAAAGUAGCGAUGACAUGGAAGACAUUGUACAUCGAUUAUCAGAUCGAAUGGGAAGCCUCCAAAUUGGUUCGGAUGGGCAAGUUCGAUACUACGGUCCCACUUCUCAUUUUAAUCUGCUUCGAAUGCCCACUCCAGAUAACCUCACCGUCCAUCGUACUAUUCGGAAAGACGGCGAAGAUUAUCUGUAUCGCCUGGGCCUAGGAAAAAGUGUUCCAGAAGAGCUAGAAGAACAUCUGCUCAAUCUCUAUUUUACAUGGCACAACCCUUUGUUUGAUGUUGUGGAUAGGGGUAUGUACAAUGUCGCCAAACAAAAGUGGCAUGACCAUAUGGAAGAGACACCAUACUACUCUGAAGCUUUAACCAAUGCCAUGUGCUGUCUUGGCGCUGCUUUCGAACCUCGGUACCACCCCAAUUUUAUCACAUAUCCAAAGUCUUUGUCAGACUUCUUUGCAGAUCGGGCAAAGACCUUACUUGAUAUUGAACUUGACUCUCCUUGUUUGGCUACUGUUCAAGCAAUGGUGGUUCUAAGUGGUCAUGACAUUGGAUGUAAACGUGACGCUCGGGGAUGGCUCUAUAGUGGGAUGGCCAUGAGACUGGCCUUCGAUCUUGGAUUACACAUUGACAUGUCCACUUAUGUGGCAAAGGGAUCAAUCAGUACAGAUGAAGCCGAGCUGCGAAGAAUGGUUUUCUGGGGCGCCUAUACCCUUGACCAUCAUUGGGGCUUUUUACUUGGCCGACCAUUUCGUAUCAACAUGGAAGAUGUCACUGUUGACAAGCCUAGGAAUGAUGCAGACUCAAACAAUAGCCAUGACUGGAUUUCAUAUGGGCUUCCCUAUCCGAUCACAUCCACCAACAGCAUACAUAUAACCAGUCCAAUUAUGACCUUGAGCAGAUAUCGCAUUACUCUCUGUGAAAUCAUGACGCCACUAGGCCACGUGCUAUACGGAUCAUCGAAGAUCUCAAAGCAUGCCCUUCAAAAAUUAAAUGAAGAGACUACAGGAAAACUAUUGCAGUGGAAGCUUGAUCUUCCAGCAAUUCUGCAAGUGGACUUGGACGACCAUGUAACCCCUGUCCUGCCUCAUGUUUUACUGCUUCAUAUGCACUAUCACCAAUCCAUCAUCCACGCCCAUCGACCAUGGAUGUCCAAACACUCCAUUCAGCCCCAGCCUGCACAGGGCCCCGGCUACGGCCACGCCCGCGAGAUGUGUAUUGAAUCUGCCAUCGCCAUAGCUAAACUUCUUCGCCUUUACGAAAUUCGCUACACAUUUCGACGUAUGAACGUUCAGGCAGUUGCCAUAACAUGUUCAGCGGCUCUCAUACUCAUCUUUGCAACAAUCCUUAAACAACAAUUCGGUUGUGCCGAUGAGAUAGCCGCACAUUUGAAUGCAUGUUUCCGAGCUUUGGAAGAAUUUGGGCUUUCGUGGGAGAGUGCAAAGAGAGCACAAGCGUUCCUGCUUCGCAUGCAAGGCCUAUGGGAGACGCGUUUUCGUGCCUAUCGCGCUACAAAACGCACCGUUCCAGGCUCCCUCGGCGAAUUCCAGCCAUCUUCACCUGGUUCUAAAAGAUCGCGAAUAGGAAAUCGGCCAAUGUCUUUGGAAACUGAUGACUCUGUGGAUGAAGUCGGCCCUCAAGUGCAGAUUGAAAAACAAGGCACCCACGGGAUUGAGUCAGAAGCUGAAGAAAUUGACUGGUUGUUGACUACAAGCAUAGACACCAUCCCUUCUUAG
Penicillium macrosclerotiorum is the source of this 2373-nucleotide messenger RNA. RefSeq names its product fungal specific transcription factor domain-containing protein. The record is from RefSeq and is a predicted model, not a curated record. Gene Ontology annotation, biological process: DNA-templated transcription. NCBI's taxonomy places the organism in Eukaryota, Fungi, Ascomycota, Eurotiomycetes, Eurotiales, Aspergillaceae. Gene Ontology annotation, molecular function: DNA binding; zinc ion binding. The transcript has 7 exons. The coding region runs from base 1 to 2373 and encodes 790 amino acids.